Kickxella alabastrina is the source of this 723-nucleotide messenger RNA. RefSeq lists its product as uncharacterized. Bases 240 to 659 code for a protein of 139 amino acids. Lineage: Eukaryota; Fungi; Kickxellomycota; Kickxellomycetes; Kickxellales; Kickxellaceae. The record is from RefSeq and is a predicted model, not a curated record. The transcript has 2 exons.
UCUUAUUUUUUCCCCCACCAAAGCAACUUGUAGCUAACUAAACAAAAAAUCAAGCACAAAAAAAACAAAAACACUUUUUUCUUGCUAUUUUUUGGCUUUUCUCAUUUCUUGAAAUCUACAAUUUGUUUAAAAUCAGACAACUUCCCUUUUCUUUUUCUCUUUUUCUACACUUUUUUAUUUAUCCUUUUUUCUAAUUUCUCGUAAUUGCACACAAAUCUCAUAUUUUAUCAUUCUUAAAGAUGCCCUUAAUGACUUUUAAGACACCCGAGCGCGUCAGCUGGAACGACGACGCGUCAGGACAUACCUUUUUUAUCGUUGUAAAGUCCGACACAACAAGCAAGUGGAGAGCAAACCCAAAGAUGCCCUUGGACGAGGUUGUUUACUCCAACGACAUUCUAUGCUUCAAAGGACCCUCGGCCGGUAUCAGUCUCGCACCAUCGAGUGGUUUACUCCAGACGGCGUUCAAAACAACAGAUAAAGCGACUAUCAUUAAGAGUAUACUUUCGGUCGGUACCAUUGCCAUGAGUGAGUUUGAGCUGGACGUGGAUUCGCAGACCACUAAUGCUAUUAAUGCCGCGUCAUCUGUCGCUAAUGUCGCUUCGGGAGCUGCUACUAAUGCGCUGGAGGGCAUGAAAGGGUAUCUUUCGUCAUUUUGGUGAUAUAUCUUUCUUUUUUAUUGUUGGUUUGUGUAUUCGUUGAUAAAAUAAUUAGUCAUUUAGUGAA